ACAAAUUAUUUUUAUUUUAUUUUCAGAGUUCUAGACUGCUAACAUGCCAAACAUUAUAAAUGACAUAAAGUUAGAUUUUAAAGAUGUUCUUUUCCUUCCAAAACGAGGAAAAGCUGAGAGUAGGUCGGAUGUUGACCUGAACCGUGAGCUGACCUUUAAGAACUCUGGUCAGACCUACUCCGGUAUUCCUAUUAUUGCCUCGAAUAUGGAUACUGUUGGAACCUUUGAGAUGGCUAAAGCCCUAGCUAAGCAUGGAUGCUUCACCUGUAUCCACAAGUUCUACAAUGUGGAGGAGUGGGUCAAGUUUGCCAAGGAGAACCCCGAGGUGUUGAAGUAUGUUGCUGCCAGCAGCGGGUCUGGGGAGAAGGAUUUCUUGAAGCUUAAGGAGAUCGUGGCUGCUGUACCGAAGCUCGGAUUUAUCUGCUUGGAUGUUGCAAAUGGAUAUUCAGAAUUCUUUGUCAUGUUUGUUAGAAAGGUUCGGAAAGAGUUCCCAACCAUGACGAUUAUGGCAGGGAAUGUUGUUACUGGAGAGAUGGUUCAAGAACUAAUCCUUUCUGGAGCAGAUAUUAUCAAGGUUGGUAUUGGUCCAGGAAGUGUAUGCACCACGAGAAAGAAGACUGGUGUUGGAUAUCCCCAGCUCUCAGCUGUUAUGGAAUGCGCGGAUGCCGCACAUGGUCUUAACGGACACAUCAUCAGUGAUGGAGGUUGCACAUGCCCUGGUGACGUGGCAAAGGCGUUUGGUGCUGGCGCCGAUUUUGUUAUGCUUGGCGGUAUGUUGGCCGGUCACGAUCAGAGCGGCGGAGAGAUCAUUGAGAAGAACGGAAAGAAGGUGAAAGAGUUUUAUGGCAUGUCGUCAACUACUGCGAUGCACAAGUAUUCUGGUGGAGUUGCCGAAUACAGGGCUAGCGAGGGUAAAACGGUUGAGGUUCCAUAUCGUGGUGAUGUAAACGCUACAAUGCUAGAUGUACUUGGAGGAGUUAGGUCAACCUGUACCUAUAUAGGAGCUGUCAAACUCAAGCAACUGACGAGGAAGACGACAUUUAUCCGCGUGACGCAGCAGACUAACGAGGUUUAUCAAGGGUCCACCUCGCAGCCUUGAAGAGUGUGAAAACCGGAUCUACAACACUUGUACUGCACAGCACGUAGAUCAACAAACAACUUUUCUUUUUCGGAUACAACAUCCUCGAUUUCGGAAACAUUCAGAGUAUUGUUCUUCUGGAAAAUUAAUUUUAAAUAUUUAUGUAAAAUACUGCAAUUUUUGAGUCUAAAAUGUAUCAUAUUUGUUUUAA
Molecule: messenger RNA, 1289 nt
Organism: Eurytemora carolleeae
Lineage: Eukaryota; Metazoa; Arthropoda; Copepoda; Calanoida; Temoridae
Product: GMP reductase 2
Exons: 12
Coding region: 44-1099 (351 amino acids)
Biological process (GO): nucleotide metabolic process
Cellular component (GO): GMP reductase complex
Molecular function (GO): GMP reductase activity
Source: RefSeq, a predicted model, not a curated record